CGGUAUUGCAGAAGGGGCAUUGUGUUAACAGGAAUACGCAUCAUACAAGAAGAGCGGCAAUCUUUGCUAAACAAUAUGGAUCUCGAUAAAUGUAAUCCUAUCAUAAACUUGUUUUUAUUUAUCUGUUUUUGGACAAUACGAGGCAUGGGUGGCACUGUUACAUUAAAAGGUUUGCCAAACACAAUAAAUGUGGCAGAAAACAGUCCUUCUGCUAUGGUGGUGGGUAGUUUUACAGUAACUACAACAGCGACAGUUCCACCAGGUUAUCCCCUCAUUAUAAACUCAAAUCCUCUCACCAAAGCUUUUAGCGUCAACCCAACAAGUUCAGGAUAUCAGAUUCAGAUCACUGGAAAACCUAUACUGGAUUUCGAAACAGCACCAGACAAUUUUAAUUUGCAGAUAUAUGUGAAAGACUCAACGGGAGACACUGACCUCCAAGUACUUACUAUAGUGAUAACAGAUGUGAAUGAGCCCCCUGUGUUUCUGGACAAUUUGGAAACUCAAGAUGUAUUAGUUUACAUCGUUGAGAAUUCACCAGAAGGUACCAUUUAUAAUGUUCUUGCAAAGGAUCCUGAAAAUAAACCACUCCAGUAUUCAUUGCAACCAACAAGUUCCCCAUUCAGUAUUAGCAACAGAACGGGAUCCAUUAUUUCAACCAAAGUAUUUGAUUAUGAGACAGACCCCAAAAGUUACUUUUUACAGGUCAAAGUAGGAGAUGGAACAAACCCAGAAAUUAAAGGAACUGUAAUUGUUUACAUUGUAAAUACAAACGACAAUGCGCCUGUUUUUACCAUGAAGCAGACAACAUUUACCAUUCCAGAAGAGCAGGUUCCAGGAACAAUUGUUGCUAACAUAACAGCUCAAGAUGCAGAUGACUUUAAUUAUGUAGGCAACCUCAUCUUCAGUAUUAACCCCACAGAUUACUUUACCAUUAACCCAGUGACAGGUAUAAUUCGAGUGUCAGAGUGGAUAGAUAGAGAUGAAAAGCCCCUUCGAGACAAUCCACUGAUAAUUGUAGAAGUGAGUGUUAUAGACAGUCCAAAAGGGGGAAAAUCAAGCUCCAUGUCAAUAACAUUCAACGUUACUGAUAUCAACGACAAUCCCCCUGUUUGUAAUCCAGAUACCUACAGGACUCCAGUUAAAGAGACAGCAAUUGCUGGUACAAGCAUUACAACAAUAACAUGCACUGAUAUUGAUGUCAACCCGGCAAAUAAUCAGUUCAAAUUUGUGGACCUAACUUGUAACGCGUGUGAUCUGAAGUUUGCCCUGAACUCAACAUUUUCUGGAAAUAUUGUGUUAGAAGGAAGUCUAGACCUUGAACAACCUAAUAACCCACUUGAAUACACCUUAACUGUAGUGGCUGAAGAUAUAACAGCUCCGUUUUAUAAAGAUACAGCUUACAUUUAUGUGACAGUCCUUCCAGUAAAUGAAAAUCCUCCAGUGUUCAACCCAGCAACUUAUAAUUUCAGUGUUUCUGAACUUGAUGGACAAGGGACAAUGAUUGGAGUUGUGAAUGCGACUGACAAAGAUAUUCCCUUUACUGGAAUAACCUACUCAAUAGUAGCAGGUGGAAGCACUCUUGGUUACAGCAACAUAUUUUGGAUCGAUCCAAAUACAGGAUCAAUACAGCUUAUGACAGAACCAGACUAUGAAACUACGUCAAAGUAUGUUCUCACCGUACAGGCUACAGACAACGAUCCUAAAGAUCCUAAAAUAGCAAAUGCUGUAGUGACAGUAAAUAUUCUUGAAGCAAAUGAUGAAAAACCAAUAUGCACACCAAAUUAUUAUACAAUGACUAUUCCAACUGACCUCAGUCCAGGCACUAACAUUCAGAGGUUCCAACUCACCUGCACCGAUCGAGACUCCCCACCUACAGCCUUCCGUUAUACCAUUAAUUCAGGUAACAUAAACAACCACUUUGCUUUUUCACCAACGGCGGGCUCAAACAUCACAAGACUUAUUCUGGCAGAACCGUUUGAUUACUCUGGCGGCCUGGACAAACAAUGGAAUUAUAAACUACUUGUAUUUAUAACGGAUGACAACCUACUAUCAGGAGCCCGACAACCUAAAGGCAUUGUAGAGACUGGAACAGUUACAGUAAAUGUGAAUGUAGUGAUCGCAGGCCUGACUACAGUUUCAACCACUACACCUCCUAGUAUCACAUAUAUCCAUAUUGCUAAAAAUGUGUAUGCUACAAAUGCAUGGUAUGUCCCAUUUAUAAUUACCCUGGGCAUAAUGCUUCUCCUCGGAUUUCUGGGGUACCUACUCUAUCACCUGGCAAAAUAUCUGUCAACAAAAGACCUCAGCUGCUGCACACCAAAACCUAACAAAUACAAGGAGCCUCUGAUUCAAAAUACAAAUAAAGCCAAGAAAGAAGUCGUUAUGGAAUUGACAAAACUUAACACUGUCUUUGAUGGCGAGGCAGUAGACCCAGUCACAGGGAAAGUUUAUGAGUUCAACACAAAGUCUGGAGCUCGCCGAUGGAAAGACACCCAGAUACUCAAGGACCCUCAGCCAAUCAAAACAAAGAGCAGUGAGCUUGUUAUUCCAGUGCUGCCCUCCAGUAUUAACGAAGGCAAAGGUAGGAUUGGGACAGCAAACGGACAGAAAACCAACAGUAACGAUGUCCAGGCAGAACAGAAGGGAGACGAAAAGCAGAAUGUAUUUGGACCUAACCCCAAGAGCUUGCCUCAGAACCCAGCAGGGCAGCCCACAGAGGGGUUGUCACCAUUACCAACGCCAAAGACGAAACAGGAAGGAGAACCAAAACCCAUUCUGAAAAAGGGAGAUCUGUCAGAAGUCUGACAUUUUUUUUAUAAAAAUCUCAAAGUGCUGAAAUCACAGCAGAACAUUUAUUUGUGUGUGUUUUUAUAAUUGUGGACGGUACUGUUGUUUGAUCUACAUACGGUUUUGUUAACAUUUUAAUUUGUUUGGAUAUAAUAUUCAAAGAUCACUUGUGUUUUGACACUGAAAUAUGCUAGCUAAUCUAAUUUAAACGUUGGCUAAAAAAAGCCAUUUAAACAUUGGCUGUAAAAAUAUAAUAAAAGCCAAAUUAGGUCAAAUUUAAUUAAUUGAUUGUAUUUUAAUAUUUACUUUAACUACAUUUUGGAUGUUACAAAAUCAAAAAUGGAAUCAGUCACAAAUAUAAAAUGUACUUGUGACUUACAUUUGUCUUCCACUGGAGGGAGGGAUUUGAUCGGUAGGACAAUCCACGGUUCACCGUGCACCAGCGACCCCUGGGGCUGAGAGGGCACCUGCGUGUCUGCAGUGGAGCCAUUCAGAUCUGUGUUGUCCUCCAGCACUGUAGGUCUGGUGGCUUCGCUGUGAAUCCGUACU
This is a messenger RNA of Polyodon spathula (Mississippi paddlefish), 3336 nucleotides long. RefSeq names its product cadherin-related family member 3-like. The record is from RefSeq and is a predicted model, not a curated record. The coding region runs from base 76 to 2805 and encodes 909 amino acids. Gene Ontology annotation, biological process: homophilic cell-cell adhesion. Gene Ontology annotation, cellular component: membrane. Lineage: Eukaryota; Metazoa; Chordata; Actinopteri; Acipenseriformes; Polyodontidae. The transcript is spliced from 19 exons. Gene Ontology annotation, molecular function: calcium ion binding.